AUGACUGUAACUCCCGAAGCUGGCGUUCGUUCAGAUCUGUCGCAACAACCUGCAGUUGCCGAAUAUCGCGACGAGGAACAUGGGGAGUCUGUUGGCGAUAUUACUAUUGGCGAAUUUGGAUACAAAUACCGCAUCCACGAUGGCAGAGUGAUGCCACCUUUUAUCGGGGCAGAGCGGUACAAGAUGACACGGAGCCUACCUAUGAAAAGCACAGAUAUUUGCUUCGUCUCAUGGCCAAGAUCUGGUUCAACCUGGCUGUCAUACAUAAUUGUUUUGUUGACUGGCGUCGAAGGCGAAACGCUGCGAGACUCUUUCCACUGGCCGGAAAGUGGUUGGCUCUACGAACGAGACGAGGCCGCUCUCCGGGAUGCUAAAGACCCCCGCAUCUUCGCAUCUCACAUGCCAUUUGAUAUGGCCCUGGGUGGCAACCCGACAAAAACUCCUGCCAGAUACAUCUACAUUUCUCGGAACCCGAAGGAUGUUUGCACUUCGUGCUACUAUUUUGACCGAGAGAAGAGUUGGAGUGGCUGGUACUCUGGAAGCUGGAAGCAUUGGCUGAACAUGUUUAUUGAGGGUCAAUGUCAUCGAGGUGACUGGUUCGACCAUGUUCUAAGCUGGUGGGAACAAAGAGACGCCAAGAACGUUCUGUUUCUGAAGUACGAAGAUCUCCUCACCGACCCCAAAUCCAAAAUCCGUGAGAUUUCUCAGUUCCUUGGUCUCGAUCACGACGAUGCGGCGUUGGAGAUCAUCACAAAGAAAGCCAGCUUCGGGCUGAUGAAGAAAAGCAAAUUUACAGGCAUGGGCGAUAUCAAAGAAGCAGGAGAUUUCUACCGCAAAGGACGAAUCGGAUCAUGGAAAGAUCAGUUCACUGUGGCUCAGAAUGAUGCCUUUGACAAGUUAUAUAGGAGUCGAAUGGCCGGGAGUGGACUGGACUUUGACUUUGAAUGA
Messenger RNA from Penicillium oxalicum, 948 nucleotides. Its product is annotated as sulfotransferase domain-containing protein. The transcript has a single exon. The record is from RefSeq and is a predicted model, not a curated record. Gene Ontology annotation, molecular function: sulfotransferase activity. Bases 1 to 948 code for a protein of 315 amino acids. Gene Ontology annotation, biological process: sulfation. Lineage: Eukaryota; Fungi; Ascomycota; Eurotiomycetes; Eurotiales; Aspergillaceae. Gene Ontology annotation, cellular component: cytoplasm.